Messenger RNA from Temnothorax curvispinosus, 4074 nucleotides. RefSeq lists its product as uncharacterized. NCBI's taxonomy places the organism in Eukaryota, Metazoa, Arthropoda, Insecta, Hymenoptera, Formicidae. Gene Ontology annotation, biological process: proteolysis; DNA integration. The transcript has a single exon. Gene Ontology annotation, molecular function: zinc ion binding; nucleic acid binding; aspartic-type endopeptidase activity. Bases 1 to 4074 code for a protein of 1357 amino acids. The record is from RefSeq and is a predicted model, not a curated record.
AUGCCGGGCGGUGAAGGCGGCAGCACACAGCCCUCGAUAUACAUGGCGGCAGCCGUGCAAUUACCUCCUCCGCCAAAUUUCAGUUUCCGAUCGGAGGAUUGGCAGCGAUGGUCCACGAGAUGGGAACGAUACCGACAAGGCAGUGGCAUUGCAAAUCAGUCAGAGGAGACGCAAGUUAAUCAAUUUGUAUACUUAAUGGGACCGCGUGCGGAAGACAUUCUGUUAUCAUUUAAACUCAGUAAUAUAAAAGCAAAAAGCUAUAAGAUAGUACAUAAAAAGUUUGAAGAACAUUUCGGAGCUCGCGUAAAUAUAGUAUUAGAACGAGCACGAUUCAAUAGGCGCACGCAACAAAACGAGGAAGCGGUAGAGGACUUUAUCGCAGAUCUCUAUCGUUUAGCGGAAACAUGUAAUUUCGGUACAUUAAAAGAUGAACUUAUUAGAGACCGAAUUGUAGCAGGCAUUCAGGACCAAAAGCUAUCGGAAAUAUUGCAAUGUGACUCUGAGCUCACGCUGGAAAAGGCUGUCAUGAAAGUACGAACAAAAGAAGAGGUCAGAACACAACAGGCAGUCUUAAGAGGAACGGAGGUAGCAGCUAACCUCGACAGAGUCAGCAGUUCCCGCGGAACACGUGGCAAACAGUACGCGAAAGGCUUCCAGCGACAGCAUAAGAAGGACGAGGCAACAACGGCGAAACGGUGCACCCGAUGCGGCACGACACCGCAACAUGCAUUUUCCUUGUGCCCAGCCAGGCAAUCAGCAUGCAAUAUUUGUAAAAAGACAGGACAUUGGGCGGCGAUGUGCAGAAAGAAAGCGGUACAUGAAGUGAAUAAAAAUGAUAGUAAGAAUGAAGCAGAAAAAGAAGACGAUAAAGAAGAUCUCUACUUGGGCGGCGUACAAGCAAUAAUAAAAGAAGAAAAAGAGGGACAAAGCAAAACACAGAAUACCGAAGACAAGAAGCAACGAAGAAACAUAGAUAGAAUAAGAACGAAGACAGCGCACUCCGAACCGCCAUGGAUGGCGCAAGUAAGCAUCAACGGAAAGGACGUAUCAGUCAAGGUAGAUACUGGAGCUGACGUGACGGUGAUAAGCGAAGAACUCUAUAGGCGGCAUCUAGUCGGCAUUGCAUUGACAAACGCAGGUAAAGGACUGCAAGUGGGAGACUCAAUACCUCUCAACGUGCUGGGUAAGUUGCAGGCUAAAAUAGAGUGGAGGAAUAAAGCAGCUAUCGACCACAUAUAUGUCGUCAAGGAGAACAUGCAGCCAUUGUUAGGCCGUCCGGCCAUUAGAGCGUUAGGCAUGUUAGACUGGGUAAUAGACAUGGUCAUUGCUGAAGUUAGUAACGACAAACCUGAAAGUGAAUUCAGUAACGUAUUUGAAGGGUUAGGAUGUCUCAGAAAGUGUAAACCUUACCACAUUUGUUUUAAACCAGAUACCAAACCGUAUGCAGUAUCAGUACCUCGCAGAGUUCCACUGCAUCUGAUGCACAAGGUCAAAGAAGAGCUAGAGCGGUUGGAAGAGUUGGGCGUGAUCAGUCGAGUCGUCGAGCCGACGGAAUGGUGCGCACCGAUGGUUUCCGUGCUCAAGGCCAACAAGAAAGAUGUGAGGAUUUGCAUAGACUACACUGAACUCAAUAAAUGCGUUGUAAGAAACCGUCACAUCAUGCCGAGUGUUGAAGAAAACCUUGCUCAACUAGGAGAAGCCCGCUGGUUUUCCCUUCUUGAUGCAAACAAGGGAUAUCAUCAGGUGCCUUUAUGCAAAUGUUGCCGACAUGUAACUACUUUCAUCACGCCAUUUGGUCGCUACUGCAGUGAUAGACUACCGAUGGGUUUGUGUCCCAGCGCGGAGCACUUUCAAGAAAGUAUGUCUACAGUAUUGGAUGGACUACAAAAUGUGGUGAACCUAUCGGAUGACGUUCUUGUUCAUGGAAGAACUCUUGAAGAACAUGAUAAAUGUCUGCGUGCAGUAUUGCAGCGUCUAUCAGAGGCAGGUCUUACGUUAAACAAAGAUAAGUGUGUCUUCAGACAAAAGCGCGUAAGAUUCUUGGGAUACAUUGUAUCAGCGGAUGAAAGCGUGCAGCCCGAUCCUGAGAAAGUGAAAGCUAUAACCAGCAUGAAGAGGCCAACCACCACUACGGAGGUGAAAAGGUUUUUGGGAAUGGUCCAUUUCCAGUUAAAGUUUAUAGAACAUCUUGCGGAUAUCACCAAACCACUGAGAGAACUGUUGAAGGAUAGCGUCGAGUUUAUGUGGGAAUCACCACAGGAAAAGGCCUUCAAAGAGGUCAAGAAAAGAUUGAUCGAAGCCCCAGCGCUCGCUCUUUUUAACACAAAUAAGAAGACAAGAAUUUCGGCAGACUCUUCGUCGUAUGGAUUAGGAGCAGUCCUGGAGCAAUUCGAUGAAGAACAAGAAGAUUGGAGGCCAGUCUACUAUGCGUCUAGAGCUCUAUCCGAAACCGAAAAGAGAUACGCUCAAAUAGAAAAAGAGGCGUUAGCAUUAACGUGGGCAUGUGAGAAGUUUGCAGCGUUCAUCAUAGGAGCACCAGACCUUGUCUUAAGGACAGAUCAUAAGCCAUUGAUCUCGAUUCUGGGAUCCAAGCCUAUUAGUGAUCUCUCCCCGAGAUUACAACGGUUUCGAAUGAGACUAAUGCGUUUUGCUUAUAUUGUUGAGUAUGUUGCAGGGAAAGCUUUGAUGACUGCGGAUACACUCUCGCGGGCACCGUUGUCAGAUGCCCGUGACGCUGAGGAUUGCUUGUGUGAUGACGGCAUCGAAAAGUUCGUACAAGCAGUUGUUAAGAGACGGAUGUCCGACCAAUUUGCGAUCAAAAUACGUGAGAUGCAAGACAAGGACAUGGUCAUGCAAGAAGUUUUGAAAUAUGUACGAGAAGGAUGGCCGAGGUAUCGCAGAGAUGUACCAAAGAAGCUAUUACCAUAUUUCGAGGAAAAAGGUAUCCUGACGGUGACACCAGAUGGGACCCUCCUAUGCGGCACGCGGAUACAUAUCCCAAAAGGUCUACGCAACGAGGUGCUUGAGAGGAUACAUCAGGGUCAUUUAGGAGAGAAGAAGUGUCAGGGACGAGCCAGGCAAUCUGUAUGGUGGCCAGGAGUCAAUGCAGAUGUGCGAGCACGGUGCUUGAAGUGCACCAUAUGUUUGGAACAUCGGUUGCAAACCAAGGAACCUCUAAUAGUGACAGAACCACCUGAACGACCAUGGCAGGAAGUAGCAGUAGACUUCUGUGAAAGAGAAGGAAGACACUAUCUGGUGGUGGUUGAUUAUUUCUCUAGGUAUCCAGAGGUCGUAUACAUGUCAUCAACUACAGCAGCAAACACGAUCGCGAAGAUAAAGGAUAUAUUUGGGAGACACGGAAUUCCAGAGCAGGUACGCUCAGACAAUGGUCCGCAGUUCAGCAGCCAGGAAUACAAGCAGUUUGCCGAGAAUUUCGGGUUUGCCAUAGUUACAAGCAGCCCGAGAUAUCCACAGAGCAACGGGAAAGUUGAAGCGGCAGUAAAAACAGUCAAGCGCAUCUUGGAGAAGGAAACAGAACCUACCCUGGGUUUAUUGGCAUAUCGUACUUCUCCUCUGGAAACAGGCAGCAGCCCGUGUGAAUUGCUCAUGGGAAGAAAACUUCGCACGCCGGUACCAUGUUCGGCGAUGACACUAACACCCAAAUGGCCCGAUUUGAAAGCGUACCGCCAACAGUUAUGGGCGGGAAAGCUUCGCAACAAACAGCAGUACGACAAGAGACAUCGAGUGCGAGAGCUACCAGAAUUGAUGCCGGGUGAACUGGUGUGGAUAAAGGACCAGCGAGCAUAUGGCACUGUUGUACGUCGUCGUACUGAACCAAGGUCGUAUGACGUACGAUACCCGGGAGGCUUGUUGCGACGCAACCGGAGUUUUCUGGAAUCAACCAGACGAGCGAUGGAAGACGACGAUGAAGAUGAAGAUGAUUGGGGAACAGUAGCUAAUGAAGAUCAGCCGCGGCAGGAGGCGGAUAAAGAACCAGCGCCGGCUGAACAACCGGAACCCUUGCGACAAAGUAGUCGCCAACAUAACACGCCGAGAAGAUUACAUUAUCAAUAA